CAGCCCUGGGCAACAUGUAUUACAAAACUGCCAGGAGCUUACUUUGAAUGGUGUGCACAUGCAGAGGAAAAUAGCUUUAUGCAAAUUUCUUGUCUUUAUGACGGCCAGCAAUCAACAGACUGUAACGACCCGGUUUUUGUUACGAGUUGACUUUGAUUGAUGAUACUUUUCAAAAAAGUCAAGGCCACGCCAUUUAGAAGUGAAACUGUAUGUGAGUUGCUAGAUUAGAGCUUUGCAUUGGUGGACUAUAGUUUUUAUUAGCAGGUUAUUUUGGCCAAGUUGAGCUGACGGGAGUGUUUGCCAUGGAAGAGUUAACUCUAAUUGUCUGGGAUUAUGUUGCCCUUGGAAACUAUGUUGGAAUUCUUCUGCUAAUUGCCAUCAUUUCUGUGUGCAAAUCCAACGGCAAAACCAAGGAAGGGUAUUUCCUCGGAGACCUCAAACUCUCAUGGAUUGGGAUCGGAGCGUCGUUGUUUGCUAGUAGCAUGGGAAUUGAGCGGAUCAUAACCCUUGCAGGGGGAGGAGCAACGACUGGAUUAGCAGCUGGAGCCGCUGAAGUCCUAGCGCUGCCAUUCCUUCUAGUUCUUGGAUGGGUGUUUGCUCCAGUCUACAUUGCAAGCAGUGUAUUUACUCUACCACAGUACAUUCAUAGGAGGUUUGGUGGACAGCGUAUGCGUAUUUUACUGGUCAUCAUAUACCUUGUGCUAUACAUUGGAGUCAGGGUGUCGGUUAACUUAUAUGCCUGCUCCAUCGUCCUUCAGUAUUUCUUCCCUGAUUGGGUUAUCUACCCAGUCAUCAUUGGAAUGCUGGUACUGGUUGCAUUGUACACCGUACCAGGAGGAAUGAGGACUGUUAUUCACACCCAGAUCUUUCAGACGAUUGUUGUGAUCGGAGGCUCAGCUGUUCUUGCAGUUUAUGCUUAUCUUGAAGUUGGUGGAUAUGCCAAUCUGCAGAAGAGGUACCGACCCACUGUAACAAUGAUUUCCAAUGAUAGUUACUUAAGGAACGGAGAGCAAUGCGGCUACCCUAAGGAGAGCACGUUCAAGAUGCUUCGGGAGGCUGGAGGGUCGGACAUGCCUUGGGCUGCUUUCUUGUUUGGAUACAGCAGUAACGCAUUGUGGCUGUGGUGUGCUGAUCAGCUACUAGUCCAGAAGACACUGUCAGCAAGGAGCCUUUCCCACGCUCAAGGAGGCUGCAUUCUGGCUGGAUAUCUUAAGAUUCUACCACUGUUCCUUAUUGUCAUCCCAGGAAUCAUCAGCCGCGCUCUCUACUCAAAUGUGAUUGGUUGUGCAACGGCAGAGCAGUGUCUUGCAAUGUGUGGUAAUUCUCAUGGAUGUAGUGAUAUUGCGUACCCUAAGCUCAUGCUUGGACUUCUCCCAAAAGGGCUUCAUGGUUUGCUGUUUACUGUGAUGUUAGCUGCUGCCAUGGGGGAUCUUUCCUCUAUCUUUAACAGCACUUCGACACUAAUCACUGUGGACAUCACUGGUGGUCUGAACAAUCACUUAAAGAACAGGUGGACCGUAGCAAGUGCAAGAAUCGGUACUAUUUUGAUGCUUGUAGUUUGCUUUGCCUGGCUCCCUGCUGUCCACUAUGGUGUGGGACUCAGUGAUUUGUUUACCAGCAUCUUAAAGGUGCAGUUUGGUUUUGCACCAUCCAUUGCCGCGGUUUUUCUUCUCGCCAUUAUUUGGCCACGUGCAAAUGAAAAGGGCUCAUUCUGUGCUCUACUCGUUGGCAUAAUCCUUGGCAUCGCUCACAUCAUUUGCAACAUCAUCUUCACUGAACCUGCGUGUGGUGACCAAGAUGAACGACCCAUGCUCUUGAUAAAAGACAACAACUUCUACAUCACCCUUAUCAUCUUUGCUGUCACGGUGAUAGUCGAUGUCGUCAUCAGCCUUUGCACUGAUGAACCGGAAAAUGCUAUGUUGUUGCGUACUACAUAUUGGAGUCGUCACAACGUUGGACGUCGCAUCAGGAAAUCACAGCGUGUGGCCAACAAGGUACUCCUUGAAGAAGGUUACGAAUCUGAGGGAGACAGCUGGUUGUACAAGUCCAAAUGGAGUCGUUACUACGACAAUUGCUGCGGCUACCGGAGUUACGUCGUUACCCCCGAGAGGCGCUCUCGCACCUCAGCCGUCAACUCAGACAUGAACUACCGAUCACUCCUGGAGCAGAGACCUUGCAUGAAGGUUUUCUUGAAUAUCAAUUUGGUGAUCAUCCUGCUGGUUGCCAUCGGGAUGUUUUCUUACUUCUCCAUACAAGAUUUCAUCGAGAUGUAUUAGAGAACUCGCACAUGAUACGAACCAACAGAUCUACAAUCCCGGCCGUAUCUCGUAUGGCCCCUGCACACCAAGGCCCCGUGCCCCCUCUCAAUGUUGGGUCACAUUAGCAUCUAUGAGUACACUGGGUGCGUUUGUUAAGCUUCCCCGGGUCGACCCCAGUGUGGCGUUUUCUUUUUCCAGGACGAAC
This is a messenger RNA of Asterias rubens (European starfish), 2463 nucleotides long. Its product is annotated as sodium/glucose cotransporter 5-like. Gene Ontology annotation, biological process: transmembrane transport. Gene Ontology annotation, cellular component: plasma membrane. The transcript has 16 exons. The record is from RefSeq and is a predicted model, not a curated record. Bases 303 to 2276 code for a protein of 657 amino acids. NCBI's taxonomy places the organism in Eukaryota, Metazoa, Echinodermata, Asteroidea, Forcipulatida, Asteriidae. Gene Ontology annotation, molecular function: D-glucose:sodium symporter activity.